Molecule: messenger RNA, 1716 nt
Organism: Aspergillus luchuensis
Lineage: Eukaryota; Fungi; Ascomycota; Eurotiomycetes; Eurotiales; Aspergillaceae
Product: putative RNA splicing factor (Pad-1)
Exons: 4
Coding region: 1-1716 (571 amino acids)
Biological process (GO): mRNA processing
Cellular component (GO): nucleus
Molecular function (GO): RNA binding
Source: RefSeq, a predicted model, not a curated record
AUGUCAGGUCUCGAUGUUGAGGCUCUCCUCGAGUCCACAGCCGCUCCGCCAUCUCAAGACCCUCCCCGUUCCCAGGACCGCGAUGACCGCUCCUCCUCGAAAACUGACAGCAAUGACCGCCGGGACCGCGAUCGGUCACGAGAGAAGGACCGCAAGCGCAGGGACCGCAGCCGUGAUCGACGUCGCUCGCGAGACAUCGAUGGAGAUGAAGACAUGAAGAGCCCGAAAAGCGAACAUGGCAGUGCUAACGGAAGCCAUAGAAGCAGAAAGAGGAGCAGGAGUCGUGAUAGCGAACGCCGUCGGUCUCGUCGUGACCGCUACGGUGACGAUUACCGUUCUGGUGGCGACUUCUACCGCGGUGGUGGACGGGCUCGCACCCGCUCUCGGUCGCCUUACGAUGAUCGCUAUUACCGUCCCUCGGGCCGCUCCCGUCGCGAUGAGCGAGAUGAAGACAGACGCACUCGCCGUGACCGCAAACGAAGCCCGAGCCCGAGAAGCCGCGAGAGGACGCCGGAACCUACCGAGGAUGAGCGUGACAGGCGUACCAUUUUCGUUCAGCAGCUUGCUGCGCGGUUGAGAACUAAGGAGCUGAUUGCGUUCUUUGAGAAAGUCGGACCUGUCAAGGAAGCCCAGAUCGUCAAGGACCGUGUCAGUGGGCGGUCUAAAGGUGUCGGUUAUGUCGAGUUCAAAAGCGAAGACGCCGUUGCACCCGCUAUCCAGCUUACCGGACAGAAACUUCUAGGAAUUCCCAUUAUCGCGCAAUUGACUGAAGCGGAAAAGAACCGCCAGGCCCGCAAUCCUGAGGCCAGCAGCGGCAACAAUCACGCUGCUCCAUUUCACAGGUUGUACGUGGGUAACAUUCAUUUCAGCAUCACUGAAAGUGACCUCCAGAACGUCUUUGAGCCUUUUGGCGAACUCGAAUUUGUCCAGCUGCAAAAGGACGAGACUGGUCGCAGCAGGGGUUAUGGAUUUGUGCAGUUCCGUGAUCCAAACCAGGCUCGUGAGGCCUUGGAAAAGAUGAAUGGAUUUGACCUUGCUGGUCGAGCAAUCCGCGUUGGCCUUGGCAACGAUAAGUUCACUCCUGACUCGAACGCACAGCGCAUGCAGAGCCAAGGUGCAAACCAACAUAACUUCCAGGGCUCUCUUUUCUCGGGUCACGGAGGACGUGGUGUUCAAGCCGGCGGUACCAGCAACUUCGACCGCGCUGGUGGCCGUGACUCCGAAAAGGGGGCCGGUGCUAGUGCAUUGGACGACACAGAUGUUGCCGGUGUAAAUUUCAACAACUACAGUAGGGAUGCAUUGAUGCGCAAGCUUGCAAGAACAGAUGAACCAGCCGAGCCUGCUGCCGACGACCAGCAAAAGGUGCUCCGUCCCAAGACUGAGGCCAAACCUCUGCCUGUUAACGUCAACAUGGCAAGUCGGUGUGUCAUGCUCCGCAACAUGUUCGACCCCAACGAGGAGGAGGGCGAAGCUUGGAUUAAGGAGCUGGAGGAUGACGUUCGCGCUGAGUGCGAAGACAAAUAUGGCCAUGUUGUUCACAUUGCACUAGAUCCCAACUCGCAAGGCGAUAUCUACCUGAAGUUCGACCGCGUCCAGGGUGGCGAGAACGCCAUCAAGGGCCUGAACGGGCGUUUCUUUGGUGGUCGACAGAUCACCGCCCAGCCCGUCGUCGACGCUGUCUACAGCAGUCUGUUCUCCCGAACCAAAGCGAUCUGA